This is a messenger RNA of Castor canadensis (American beaver), 1568 nucleotides long. RefSeq names its product fatty acid desaturase 1 (gene Fads1). The record is from RefSeq and is a predicted model, not a curated record. NCBI's taxonomy places the organism in Eukaryota, Metazoa, Chordata, Mammalia, Rodentia, Castoridae. Gene Ontology annotation, biological process: lipid metabolic process. Gene Ontology annotation, molecular function: oxidoreductase activity, acting on paired donors, with oxidation of a pair of donors resulting in the reduction of molecular oxygen to two molecules of water; heme binding. Gene Ontology annotation, cellular component: membrane.
CGCAAAGCGCGGGCGGCGGGCUCCGGGGGCGCGCCAGCGAACUUCUCGAGCUCGCGUCGCUGGCGUGCGCUGCCCCGCGGGCCCGAGCGCGCGCCUGACCACCACUGCUCCGCGGGUGCUGGGCAUCCCAGGCCAGCGAUGGUCCUUAGCCCAGCGGCAGCCGGGACCUCGGCCCUGGGCCCCACCCUGAGAUACUUCACUUGGGAGGAGGUGGCGCGGCGCUCGGGGCGCGAGAAGGAGCGAUGGCUAGUGAUCGAGAGGAAGGUGUACAACAUCAGCGAAUUUGUCCGCCGGCACCCUGGGGGCUCCCGGGUCAUUAGCCACUACGCGGGGCAGGAUGCUACGGAUCCCUUUGUGGCCUUCCACAUUAACCAGGACCUUGUGAGGAAGUAUAUGAACUCUCUCCUGAUUGGAGAGCUGUCUCCGGAGCAGCCCAGCUUUGAGCCCACCAAGCAUAAAGAGCUAACUAAUGAAUUCCGGGAACUGCGGACCACAGUGGAGCGGAUGGGGCUCCUGAAAGCCAACCACCUCUUCUUCCUGCUGCACCUGCUGCACAUCUUGCUGCUGGAUGUCGCUGCCUGGUUCACUCUUUGGAUCUUUGGGACAUCCUUUGUGCCCUUCCUCCUUUGUGCAGUGCUUCUCAGUACAGUUCAGGCCCAAGCUGGUUGGCUGCAGCAUGACUUUGGGCACCUGUCGGUCUUUGGCACCUCUAUGUGGAACCACCUGCUACAUCAUUUUGUGAUUGGCCACCUGAAGGGGGCCCCUGCCAGCUGGUGGAACCACAUGCACUUCCAGCACCAUGCCAAGCCCAACUGCUUCCGAAAAGACCCAGACAUCAACAUGCAUCCCCUCUUCUUCGCUUUGGGAAAGGUUCUUUCUGUGGAACUUGGAAAACAAAAGAAAAAGUACAUGCCCUACAACCACCAGCACAAGUACUUCUUCCUGAUUGGGCCCCCAGCCUUGCUGCCGCUCUACUUCCAGUGGUAUAUUUUCUAUUUUGUUAUCCAGCGGAAGAAAUGGGUGGACUUGGCCUGGAUGGUCACCUUCUAUGUCCGCAUCUUCCUCACUUACAUGCCGCUGCUGGGGCUGAAAGGCUUCCUGGGUCUUUUCUUCAUUGUCAGGUUCCUGGAGAGCCACUGGUUUGUGUGGGUGACACAGAUGAACCACAUCCCCAUGCACAUCGAUCAUGACCGGAACAAGGACUGGGUCUCCACCCAGGUCCAGGCAACAUGCAACGUCCACCAUUCUGCCUUCAAUGACUGGUUCAGUGGGCACCUCAACUUCCAGAUCGAGCACCACCUCUUCCCCACAAUGCCCCGACACAAUUACCACAAAGCGGCGCCCCUGGUGCAGUCCCUAUGUGCCAAGCAUGGCAUAGAGUACCAGUCCAAGCCCCUGCUCACAGCCUUUGCCGACAUCGUCCAGUCACUGAAGGAGUCUGGGCAGCUCUGGCUGGAUGCCUAUCUUCACCAAUAACAACAACUCCUCCCCCUCCAUCUAGAAGAGGAAGAGGACAACUCUGGAGCCAAAGCAGAAAGGAACUUGUGGGGCAAUGCUACUGAUUCUCA